AUGUCGGGGCUGCCCGUCCGUGGGACCACACCAGGACCCUGUGCCUCUCCUAGGAAGAGUCAUUUUCAUGGAGCUAUUGGGCCAAUAAUGUUUAUUUCACCUCUUACAGCAUUGUUGUUUGUGAUAGAAGUUGUUUCAGUUUGUGACAUUCCAUCCCCUCAGUGCCGUCAGAAGACAGGACCAGAAAAUCUGCCAUCCCAAACAGACAAAUGUAAACUGAAUUAUUGUCAGUAUGAUGCAGAUAUGAAAGAAGAACAUAAGCAGUAUUCUCAGAGAGUUGCAGAAAAGAAGAAAGAACACCUCCAGUGUCCAGAUGCUUCCAUGAAGAUAGCAAAGCACACUGUGCUUAUUGCUUUUCAGAGAAAAGGUUUGAUGUAGAGCAAUGAAUUUACUGAUUUUACUUCUCUUGAUGAGAAAGCUCUCCUGCAACAGUGCUACAGAAGCAAGCCCUAUAAUAUGCAGCACAGUAUAAGGAAAAGAGAAGAUCUAAGUAUUUUUUUUUCAUUGCAGGAGGAUGUUGCUGCAGAGAGGAGAAAACAGGCCAUAGUAGAACAAGUGAUGGUGGAUCAGUUAUGUAGAGCUGUUGUAAGUGACCCAGAGCAGGCCACACACCUGAUGUUUGCAAGGAAGCUCAAGGACCUGGGACUUGGAACAGCACCAGUGAGUUUUAGAAAAAGAACACUGCAUGAAACAAAGUGAAGACUAACUGAAAACAUGCUCUCCAACAAGCUACGCUUUGAUAGUAGGAUUAUAUCAAGAAAUGGUCACGAUGCUUGUGGAGAGUUGAUUGGAUUUUUUUUUUUUUUUGCAUGUGACAGAUCCCUUGCUGUGUAUGAAUUUUGACAGUUUGGGAAAAACAGAACAAAUGCCUUGUCUUUCAUUCAGAAGGGAGUUUAUGAACAUCAAUGUGGACCAAGGAAGGGAAAAGCUUAUGGUCUUCAUGAUUUCUGCAUUGCUUAUAUGAAACUAGAUUUCAACAAAACUUGGAUUGCGCCUAUGGUGGAUGUCAGAAAAUGGUGCUGUGGACAGAAAUAUCCUCUAGUAUUGGCAGGCAAAGCUGCAGAAGAAGAAAUUAAAUCGUCAUUUCUAGAAUAAUUAGGAGAGUCCUGCAGCAACCCCAAUGAAGUGUCCUAUUCUGAAUUUAAAGAUUACUAUGAAGGAUUAAGUUUUGGAAUCAUGGAUGAUGAUGAUUUUGUUAAUAUCUUAAGGAACCCUUGGGAAAUUUAG
Molecule: messenger RNA, 1227 nt
Organism: Acanthisitta chloris (rifleman)
Lineage: Eukaryota; Metazoa; Chordata; Aves; Passeriformes; Acanthisittidae
Product: calcyphosin-2-like
Source: RefSeq, a predicted model, not a curated record